AAUAAGGAGUUGACACCGGGAGUUGACAAUCGGGGUCGUCAUCCUCAUCUCGAUUGAAUUAUUUAUACAUGUAUAGAGUUAAGACCCAAACGUCUCAAUUUUAUAGGCCCCUAUACUGCCCUUCCUUCUUUUGGUCUUUCCUUCUUUAUUUAUUUCUUCAUCUUUACUCCUUUUUCUUUUUUCUUCCUGCCUUUCUUCUUUUAAUUUCUGUCUGUUUUUGUUAUUUCAUCCUUCCUUCCUUUUAUUUUUUCUUUCUUUCCCUUAUUUCUUCCUUCCUUCCUUUCUGCCUGCCCUGUUUUUGUUUUAUUUCUUCUCUAAGUCCUUCCUUAUUUCUUCCUGUCUUUCUUUCUCUUCUCUUUCUUUCUCUCUCUCUCUCUUUCUUUCUUUCUGUCUUCCUUUCUUUUUUUUCUUUCUUUCUUUCUUUUUUUUUUCUUUCUUUCUUUCUUCCUUCCUUUCUUUCUUUCUCUCUUUCUCUCUUUCUUUAUUUCUUUCUUUCUCUCUCUCCCCCCUCUCUUUCUUUCUUUCUUUCUUUCUUUCUCACUCUCUCUCUUUCUUCCUUUCUUUCUUGUUUCAUCUAUCGUUUUCUAAUUCUCCGUUUCUCUCCCAUUUCUUUAUAUUUUCACUAUUUCAAAAAUCAAAAGGGGCGGAAGCCCCCUGCCCCCCCCCCCCCCCCCCCUCGUGGCGCCACCCUGCAAUGAUAGAUUGUUGGUUAAAAGUCCAUCUCUAAAACCAUUCAGGACACAUUGAAUCCUGGCUUGAACCCGCUUCACGUGAUCAUUAUCGCGGCUCCUCGAACAUUGCCUAAAAGGGUGCUUUGUGAAUUAAUUUUGUUCAUUGAUUUCAUUGAAGCACUGACACGAUGAAGUCGUCGAUGAUCUCGACCGUACUCCUUUCGAUGGCGAUGUCGGUCGUCAUCGCUUCACCUAACGGACCUCCGGUAACAGUACCAGGUCUGUGCGAGAACAUGGUCCCUCAGCACGGGCCUAGCGAUGCGACAGGAGAUGCCCCAUAUGCCAUAACUGCGACCAAGCAAGCUGAUAAUACAUACACUGUACGAAUUGAGGGUGUCGACAGCUCCACUUUCCGUGGGUUUUUCAUUCAAGCACGCCCCUGGGACUCCUCGUCUUCCAGCGAAUCUGAGACGGCUAGUCUCGGCGUCUUCUCAUCUCAAGAUACCGUUACUAAGCCAUUAGACUGCUUCGGUUCCACAGGGAAUGCCUGGGGACACAGCAUCAACAAUAAUAAAACUUCGGUCGAAGGGACAUGGGUUCCACCGGCAGGAUCGGGCGAAGUCCGUUUCAGAGUGACUGUUGUCCAGGGACCUGCGAGCACUUACUGGACCGAACUUUAUUCUGACGUCAUCAUGUACGGUUCGAUGACCACUAUGAAAAUGACGACAUCGUCAUCAGGUAAAUCAAGCCUGAGUCUGGCAUCUUUCUUCGGAUCUCUACUCGUCUUCCUCUUGACGAAUGUCUAAAUACAGAUGACACCCUGCUCCCCAUUCUCAACUAUUCAGUGGAUUGAAAAUAUGAAAGGACAAUUCUGAUUGGUUCCCAGUCAAUGUUUUGAACAUAAUACGCAUGUAAAAAUGAUCUUCAUUGGCCAUUUCAAGUUAUAGCGUCCAACAAGUUUACCAUCACCGUCACACCAUAUAGAAACUGAUGUCAGAUCAAUUAAAAGAAUGCCAUUCAAAAUACUAUUAGCUGUGAUCUCUCUGGGCUCUGUUUAGUGAGUGUGACUGUGCAUUGUUUCGUCUACGAUUAAAAUAUGAAUAAAUCUGUGGUAUAUUGGGUUAUACAAAAAAGAUACAUGUAUUUGACAAAAAUCAUUAUGUCCCUCAAAUAAGGUGUAAGCCUAUUUAUACCAAAUGUUUUGCCAAAACUUUGUAGAAAAUAUUUUUCAUCAAUAAAGUUACCGGGAAAAGGUAAA
Messenger RNA from Lytechinus pictus (painted urchin), 1929 nucleotides. Its product is annotated as putative defense protein. Lineage: Eukaryota; Metazoa; Echinodermata; Echinoidea; Temnopleuroida; Toxopneustidae. The coding region runs from base 860 to 1477 and encodes 205 amino acids. The transcript has 5 exons. The record is from RefSeq and is a predicted model, not a curated record. Gene Ontology annotation, cellular component: membrane.